AUGCUUCUCGUCCACCAAGCUGGCUUCGUCAAAAUCGGAGAAGUCGUCCGCUACACCCUCACCUACACUCCAUCCAACGACCGCAUCCUACCGACUCCCUCACAUCUCCACCUUCGCGUGAAGAACUCCUCGGCAAUCCCUCUCCGUGCCGCUUGGGUACACGGCCCGUAUACGUUACACGUCUCCGCCUACCCUUCGACGUUCAAUCCGCAUCAAAAGGUCGAGAAUCCGAAGGAAUAUGGCGUGCCGGAAUAUGAGCCGAUGGUCAAGGCGGGAGGGAGCUGGGCAACAAAGCUGAGGGUCCCGGAUGCGAUUCGCGAAACUGGAGCGGACUUGGGCAGGAGGAGUAGCAUGCAGCAGGGGUCUGGGCAGAAGGAACAUGAAAAGGGAAGCGUGACGUGGAUCGUGGAGAUUGCUUCGCAGAUUUUGUUCUCGAAUUCUGCUUCUGUUCACUUUGAGGUUUUGGUUGGAAGAGAUGAGAGAAGCCUGGAAUUGGGUUUCGCGGCGGUGGCUGGACAGGGACAUGGUGGACCUGGGCACGUCAAGGAUCUACAGACCGAGAAGGAGAGGAAGGAGGCGAGGAAACGAGGACAUGUACAGACUGCUGGAGUGUAUUCAAAAGCAGUGAAGUUGGUCGUAGAGGACACUGAGACGUUGUGGGACAAGCCUGCUCUACCGACGUGGGAGGAUUCCGAGGAGAAGAAGCCUCAGAAGGAUACCAAGGAGAAGAAGGAGAGAAAGCGGAGGAACGUUCAUCUUGUGAUCUUGACGCAUGGACUACACAGCAAUUUGGGCGCGGACAUGUUGUUCAUGAAGGAGAGCAUCGACGCGACGGUUGCGCAGGCUCGGCUGGAUGCGAAGAAGCGAAAGGCGGCUUACAAGGCGAAGAAGGCAGGGAAAUCGGAGAAACCGACGGCUGGGCAAGGAGCCGGACAGACUGAUGGCGAGAAGAAAGUAGACGACCAGGAUACCUCUACAGCUCAGGUUUCCGGCGGCCAGGAGGAGCUCGACAACGCACCAGAAGAGUCAGACGACGAAGAAGAGACCAUCGUACGUGGCUUCUCGGGCAAUGCUGUUCGGACAGAGAACGGUAUCCAAUAUCUGGGCAAGAGGCUUGCUAAGUACAUCCUCAAAUUCACAUAUCCGGAUCAGCCAUUUUUACCCGUCAAGAAGACCUUUACCCGGAAAGUGACCGAGACAUUUACGAUGAGCGACUCCGAUAAAGCGAAGAAAGAUGGUAAAGCAGUCCAUCAAGGAAGCAGUAUACACACGCCGAAGAUACAGCACAUCAAGCCAGAGGAUCUACCGUACAGAUUUACGAGCAUCUCUUUCGUUGGACACAGUCUAGGUGGACUGAUCCAGACCUACGCCGUUGCGUAUAUACACAAGCAUAGCCCGACAUUCUUCGAUCAGAUCAAGCCGGUCAACUUCAUCUGCCUGGCUUCACCUAUGCUGGGGCUGAGUAAUGAGAAUCCAAUGUACGUGAAAUUUGCUCUCGAUUUCGGCCUGGUUGGGAGGACUGGACAAGAUCUAGGAUUGACUUGGCGGCCGCCGACUCUGGCGACCAAGGGCUGGAACGUGAUGAUGAAUGGAUUCGGGGCUGGAACUACAGAGAAAGACGCAGAUGGAAACAAGGCAUCAGAUCCCAGCGCCAAACCUUUAUUGAGGAUCCUCCCAACUGGUCCAGCACAUCAGGUAUUGAGGAGAUUCCGAAACCGGACUGUCUACUCGAACGUCGUGAACGAUGGCAUUGUGCCCUUGCGGACGAGCUGUCUGCUGUUCCUUGACUGGAGAGGUUUGGGCAAAGUGGAGAAGGCUAGACGAGAGAACGGAUUGAUUGGUACAAUAGCUGAUUGGGGCUGGGCUGAGCUCACGGGCGCCAACGCGUCCUCAAUUACUCCCAACAUCCGAUCCGAGGCGCCGUGGGAGUCGGAAGACGAGAGCAAUACCAAGGUGUCGCAAGAACAGCGCGAUGCAGUGCCAUUGCCUGGAGAGAACGAAACUGCGGAUGACAACAAGCUAUCGACCAAUCGGCUGAGCUAUGAGGACGAGUCCGUCUCGCAGGAGGGAAGCAGCAGCACUACCGUCAGCAGGCAGAACACAUCGCAGUCUCAGGACAAGGGGAUGCUCGACACUCUGCUUGGCUUCUUCCGUGCGCCAGCCGCGACAAAGACUCCUGCCCCAAGCUCGAAGAAGACGAAAAAGGCAAUCAGUCGAGCACAAACCAUUUACAGAAACGAGGCCAGCAGCAGUGACGACCUUGGAAAUAAAGAUCAGGAAGCCGGCACCACGACUAAUCCUACCAUGCGGCCUCAAAUGCCUCAUUUACACUCCUCACACAAAAAGCGGCCUCUUGCCACACGAGGGAGUAGCACUAACACGGCACAUUCUGGAGAAGUGCAAGCUCCACCAAAGACCUCCAUCUUCGAGUCCGCCGGCGAUAUUCUACAUCCGCCGAUGCCCAGCCGCCAAUGGAUCACCGACCCUGCUGCUCGUGCCCGUACCAUAUUUCACGACCGCGUCUACCAUCCGGAAGACAUCCCUCCUCCGCCGAUCAAGCGUGGCAGCGAAUCUCGCCAGAACUUAUCCUCAAGGUCAUCCACUACCUCCCUUCGCAGUCAGGAAACUGCUCCGUCGACCAGUCAGUCUUCAUCCACAAGUGCAUCUCAAGGCACCAUGAAGGUCGAAGAGAAGAUCGCUCGCGCAUAUCACCGCGACCUGUCGUGGCGUAAAGUGCUUGUUCGACUGGAACCCGACGCGCACAACAACAUCAUCGUCCGCCGCAUGUUCGCCAACGCCUACGGCUGGCCCGUUGUCAAGCAUUUGUGCGACACCCAUUUCGCCGACACCCACUCAGCCCGCACCCGUGACGAGGAAGAGCCUGCGCGGGAGCGGGCCAAA
This is a messenger RNA of Zymoseptoria tritici IPO323, 2901 nucleotides long. RefSeq lists its product as uncharacterized. Gene Ontology annotation, molecular function: monoacylglycerol lipase activity. The record is from RefSeq and is a predicted model, not a curated record. NCBI's taxonomy places the organism in Eukaryota, Fungi, Ascomycota, Dothideomycetes, Mycosphaerellales, Mycosphaerellaceae. The transcript has a single exon. The annotation marks the transcript as partial.